GAAGUAUCCUAUUAUGGAGCAGCGUCUGUGAAGUAAACUUCCUGCAGGGUGUGUGCGAGUCUGCGAGAAGACCGUUUUUGUUCUGUCCUUUCUUUACACCGUGAUACUGUGCCCACGUCCACAGGACCGCUUAAACGUUGUUGCCGUGCUCCUUGAUAGCUCGUAGCUCCUGACUUUGUUGGAUUUUUUAAAUUUUUACUUUAUUUUUUUCUGAAUGAUCAGAAAAUGUCCAAGUCUUUGAAGAAGAUCGUGGAAGACAGCCGAGAGAAGAACAUUCCGGAGGUGGAACUCUGUGACAGAAACAUCUCCAACAUGUUGGACGUCCCGGGCCUCUUCACGUUGUCGGACAUCACUCAGCUGGUUCUCAGCCACAACAAGCUGACAGCGGUGCCUGCUAACAUCUCUGAGCUGAAGAACCUAGAGGUUCUGAAUGUGUUCAACAACCAGAUUGAAGAGCUUCCUACACAGAUCAGUAGCCUUCAGAAGCUGACCCUCAACCUCGGCAUGAACCGUCUGAGCACUUUGCCCAGAGGAUUUGGUUCAUUACCAGCUUUGGAAGUGUUGGACCUGACUUACAACAACCUGAAUCAGAACUCUUUGCCUGGAAACUUCUUCUACCUCACCACUCUUAGUGCUCUCUAUCUGAGUGACAAUGACUUCCGGCCCUGCCUGACAGACAUUGGAAAGCUGACCAAAGUUACAAAUAGCUAAGUUUUGAGUCUGAGGGAUAAUGAUCUUAUCUCACUGCCUAAAGAGAUUGGAGAGUUGGUUCAACUCAAGGAGCUUCAUAUCCAAGGCAACAGACUCACCGUCCUGCCUCCUGAACUUGGCAGUCUGGAUCUGACUGGACCCAAGCAGGUUUUUAAAGCAGAGAAUAAUCCUUGGGUCACUCCUAUUGCAGACCAAUUCCAACUGGGUGUCUCCCAUGUUUUUGAAUAUGUCCGCUCAGAGACAUACAAAUAUCUCUAUGGCAGACACAUGCAGGCCAAUCCAGAACCUCCAAAGAAGAGCAAUGAUAAGUCAAAGAAGAUCAGCCGCAAACCGCUCGCUGCCAAGAACAAAUGAAGACAAAACAGAAACGUUAUGCUCAUCAACCACAUUCACUGCAUGUGCCUUUUGUUCCUUUUUUUAUUUACAACUGUUGUUUUAUACAAUUUGGAAAUCUGUUUAGAAAGAAUUUCAUUUAUUACUCUGUAUUACUGAUCCAAGUAACUCAGUUGUGAAACAUAAUUAAGUUUACACUAGAUGCAGCCUGAUAAAGCUUUUUGUGCUUAUGUUGCACAUACAUUUUAAGCAGAGUUAUGCUGCAAAAUACUCUAUUAAAACUAUUUAUAAAGGUAAAAAGGUUUUGUUUCAGCAAACUACCCCAAAUGCCAGUAGAAUGUUGUCAGACAGGUGUGACUAUAGAUAAAUUUGCAAAGACAUGAAUACCAGUAUAAAAUAUUAUUUGGAUUCAGAAUCAAGUGUCAUGUCUGUAGAGGUGGGUACGCCUAGCUU
Thalassophryne amazonica is the source of this 1497-nucleotide messenger RNA. RefSeq names its product Ras suppressor protein 1 (gene rsu1). Lineage: Eukaryota; Metazoa; Chordata; Actinopteri; Batrachoidiformes; Batrachoididae. Gene Ontology annotation, molecular function: protein binding. The record is from RefSeq and is a predicted model, not a curated record.